CCGCUCACAGAAACAAGCGCUUCAAACGUCCAGCGACGCUUCUCCGUCGACAUCUGCGGCGCCAUCUUCCUCUUCCAGCGGCCGUGAGAAGGGAAGGGGGACGCGGCAGCGGCGAAACCUCUCCCGGCACAGCGGGGGGAGCAGGAGAAGAAAUGAGCGGCACCAAAGCCCACAGCGACGCGCCUGUUGCUGAAAAUGUCCCCGGCGCCGCGGCGGCUCCGCGGGAGCGCAAGUCCGGCGGCGGAGUGCUGAAGAGGCUGAAGUCCCGGGCCGGCCAGGCGGACGGCGGCAGGGCCGUGACGGAGCACCACCUGCGGGCGCAGGGCGGCCGCAUCACGCCGGAGGACGUGCUGGGACUGCGGGCGGCCACCACAGGGUACCUCUGUAAACCUGAGGACAAUAUCUAUAACAUCGACUUCGUACGUUUCAAGAUCAGAGACCUGGAGAGUAACACUGUCCUAUUUGAAAUUGCUAAACCACCACAUACAGACGAUGACGAGGAGAGCAAAGAGGGAGAUGCCAGUGCAGGUCGAUUUGUGCGCUACCAGUUCACUCCAGCCUUCCUGCGACUGAGAACUGUGGGAGCUACAGUGGAAUUCACGGUUGGUAACCGUCCUCUGAACAACUUUCGCAUGAUUGAGAGGCACUACUUUCGUGAUCACCUACUGAAGAGCUUUGACUUUGACUUUGGGUUCUGUAUCCCAAACAGCCGUAAUACAUGUGAACACAUCUAUGACUUCCCGCAGCUGUCUGAAACUCUGGUGCGUCAGAUGGUGGAGUGUCCCUAUGAAACCCGGUCAGACAGUUUCUAUUUUGUCGAGAACAGACUGGUCAUGCACAACAAGGCAGACUAUGCUUAUAAUGGAGGACAAUGAUGGCUGACUGGCUGAAUGCAAAUACUGUACCAACACACACACCACUGCUCACAUUUAUUGAUUUACAUUACAUGUUAACACAUGCAUGCACUUUGUGGAAGAAACGGCUCAAACACACAUGCGUGGAAAGUUGCAGCGAUGGUGGAGCGCCCUCUUGUGUUUAAAAGGGAGAAGUGCCGGUGUUCUGCCAAUUUCUGCUGCUUUGCCAAAAAGUGCUACCUAAUGGUUUUCUACCUUUGUAAAGCUACAAUUUUACUGUGUUUUACUCCCUAGCCCACUCCCUUUUCCCCCCAAGUGGUCCUUGUCUCUUGCCAGGCCGUCAUUGUAAAUAAGAAUGUGUUCUUAAUGACCUGCCUGGUUAAGUAAAGGUGAAUGACUGAAUGAAUAUCAAAUAAAGCGAUAGAAUUGCUUUUUUUUUCUCUCUUUAUCGUAUAAUGUUCACAAAGUGUAAUGCAAUUCAUGUCAUGGGUAGUGUAUUUUGAAGGAUCAAAUACUCAACAUCCCAUAUUAUCAAUUUUACAUCGUGCAAGAAAUCAUGGACGUGCCAAUCAAACUUUGAAAAUCCACUGUGUGCGCAUGCGCAGAACCACAAAGUAGCAUUUCUCGGCAGGUAGCAAGGAAUGGCAGAACACCGGUCAUUGUGAUCAUGAUCAGGGAAUGUUUUUCAUUAGUUGGAGGAUAAUAUCAGCUGCUACUCUGACACACAAACAGGAAGUUUCUUUUAGAAAGAGAAUAGAAUGGGUUAAUUCAUCUAAUUUUGAUUAUUGACAAAGCUCUUUGAAACCAAAAGAGGGCUCAAAACUAGUAACCUUGUUAUACGUGUUUGAGACAGUUUAAAUGACUAUUAUAUAGAUGCUUAGUCUCUAUUUAAGUGUCCUAGCAACCACACACACAAGCGCGCACACACACAGGUACACAAUCCCCAAAUGACACAUAUAGUUUUUACGCAGUGUUUGUCAAAAGCAGCUGCUGUCAGAGCUGCCGCCUCCACAAUCCACUCGAGACAACACCAGGGGGGAAAGAAAAGAAAUCCUCCUCAAAAACACUGCUGUCAAACACACAUGGUCACUCCUGAGCUCUGCUCCCCGCCUGCCUCUCUUUUACACCCAGACACUUUGACAAUAGUACGGGUCUUUGAGCUUUCUCUUUCGUUUAAGAUUGUCUGUUUGAUGAUAAGAUAAAAAUAGAUCAGGUAACCGUUAACGACAAUGUAACUCUACCUUUACAGUUCAGCCAGACAAAAGAUGAAUUCUUCUGGUGACCAGUUGAAAAGAUAGUUUCAAGAAGGCAAAAGUUUCAGAUGUCAGGUUGCAUGUGAUGAUAUGAAAAAAAUUUUAAAAAAGAAAGAAAGAAAAGAGAAGUUCUUUAUUUGAAAGAAACAUCAAACAUAGUUCUACUUUUCAGCUCUUAUGUAAAUACAAGCAUCUUCAAAUAUCAGAAGGUUUUUCUUGUACCCCCUCUUUGUACUUUAACAUGUGUUCAGGGUUAAAUGUAGUGUUUACAUUGUAUGUAUAAUUGUAAAAAGUUUACUGAGACAAUAAAUGAACAUUUUCAGAUACAGAGUGUGUGAAGUUUGGUUAAUUAUCUUAAGAAG
Molecule: messenger RNA, 2469 nt
Organism: Cololabis saira (Pacific saury)
Lineage: Eukaryota; Metazoa; Chordata; Actinopteri; Beloniformes; Belonidae
Product: protein unc-119 homolog B-like
Exons: 5
Coding region: 153-875 (240 amino acids)
Biological process (GO): nervous system development; lipoprotein transport; cilium assembly
Cellular component (GO): cilium
Molecular function (GO): lipid binding
Source: RefSeq, a predicted model, not a curated record